ACGCUCCCCAUCAGACGACGGUUCUUUGCAAACAGCAAACGCGCUGUGCAUGAGAUCAACUAGGAUUCAGACAAGUUCACAGCAGGCGAGAAAAAGAGGAUCGUAGGAGCUAAAGGAUUUGAGAAGUGUUCGUACUGUGCAACAAACACAGGGUGACGCUCCGGUCCCGGGAACCCAAGGGACAGUACGCGGGCGAGGAGAGGACAAAGAGCUCACGGGGCGACGGAUACUGCUCUUUCCUUUUGGAUUGCUUGUGUUUGGCUCUCGGGUUUUCUCGCUUCGCUCCUCCCGGGCUGACGGCAGAGGGGGGGAGAGGAGGCCGAGUCGCCGCAGGGAUGAAGUACAACUACCACGUUCCGGUGUCGACGUACACCCGCAGCUCGCAGUACACGCCGACGUACCACACCCCUACCUAUUACACAGCCUCCCAUUACACCCCGACCACGGCGCUCUACGCGGCCGCUUACACCUCUCCGACAAAGUACACCUCGACGCAGUACAGCGCGCCGUCGCAAUACACGUCCACCUACAGGCCGGCAUCCACGUACACGUCCUCGUACAGCAAGGGGUCACGGUACAGUUCAACGCGCCGCACAGCAGCGCAGGAAAGCCCUGCGCCGGUGAUACCCGUCGCACCUGCAAAGAGAACGGUGCACUUCCCGAAUGACAUCAUCUUCCAGGACAUUGUGAGACGAGGAGAUCUGGAGCAGAUCGGUCGCUUCAUGCGAGCGAGGAAGGUUCGGGUGGACGCACUCUUCCACUCGGGUAUGGCAGCGCUCCAUGAAGCCGUGCUGACAGGAAACCUGGAGGUGGUGAAGUUGCUGGUGAAAUAUGGCGCUGACGUUCACCAGAGAGACGAGGACGGCUGGACGCCGCUCCACAUGGCCUGCAGCGACGGAUACCCGGAGAUUGCUAGGUAUCUGCUGUCGAUAGGCGCCAGCACAGAGGCGGAGAACGAAAGCGGAGAAAAGCCCCAAGGCCUCAUCGACCCAGACUGCAAAGAGCUGGUCAAACUGUUUGAGGCCGGUUGUGUGUGAUCGGGCACCGGAGGGACCCAAGACAGAGGAGCAACCAAGACAGAAGGCUCAGCAGCCACUUGGAGAAUAAGGAAAUGUAUUUAACAAUUCUACACAGUGCAAUACCAAAGAAACUCGUAACAGGGUGGAAGUACUGAGUCCGAGGUUCACUGACCCUGUGAUGCAAGAUGGCGGUUCUGUGUUUAAGUUUAAAAGAUGUUUUUUUAAGAUGCCGCACAAAAGCUAUACUUUAUGGGGCUUCUAUUUUUUUGUGGUUAUUUUGAUUAACUUCGUUUUGCAUAUUUGUCGUUUAUUGCAGGUUUCUAUGUAGCAAAUGUAAAUGUGUUUUUUUUCCGUCUUCACUCUCAGUGCCUUUAACACAACACUAAAAAUAUGUCACUGCGGGACUAAAUACCUACUGAUUUCUAAAGGGCAUAAGAUGAAUCUAUAUCUUCUUGCCAUUUUGGUUUCAUUAUUUUAGGUCGCUGGUAGCACCCUGCGGUGUUUAUUUUCCAAACUAUUGUUGUAUAUAUAGAAUAUAUAAUUACAAUGAAUUUACAAUACAGAAUUUGGGCCGGAUAUGUUUGUGUUUAUAGACUGAGUUAUCUAUUCUCGCUGCUGGGCAGAAAGAGGAUCAGCCAAAUAAAUAAUUGAUGGUCAGAAAUAAAACAAAAACAUAAUUUUAAAAACCUUAAGUUUAUGCCGUGUUAGCGCUUUUACUGCUGUAGUAUUUCCCCGGGUGUAAUGCUUUUGUAUUCUGUAGUAGAAAUACAAAUGUUAGCAAAGAAAGUCUUAUUGUUUUCUCCUCAAUAACUAUUUUUGUACCUUUUCAUAAAUAAAAACACAUUUUGUAAAUUUU
Gasterosteus aculeatus aculeatus (three-spined stickleback) is the source of this 1875-nucleotide messenger RNA. It is a transcript of the gene ppp1r27a, whose product is annotated as protein phosphatase 1, regulatory subunit 27a. Gene Ontology annotation, molecular function: phosphatase binding. The record is from RefSeq and is a predicted model, not a curated record. Lineage: Eukaryota; Metazoa; Chordata; Actinopteri; Perciformes; Gasterosteidae.